Messenger RNA from Condylostylus longicornis, 6597 nucleotides. RefSeq names its product U5 small nuclear ribonucleoprotein 200 kDa helicase (gene l(3)72Ab). Lineage: Eukaryota; Metazoa; Arthropoda; Insecta; Diptera; Dolichopodidae. The record is from RefSeq and is a predicted model, not a curated record. The transcript is spliced from 12 exons. Bases 105 to 6524 code for a protein of 2139 amino acids. Gene Ontology annotation, molecular function: nucleic acid binding; ATP hydrolysis activity; ATP binding. Gene Ontology annotation, cellular component: nucleus.
AGACCAUUUUUAAUACACACUCUAAACGUUUUGGUUUUUUGGAUUAUUAAAAUUUAUUUUAUUAAGGUUUAUUGUUUAUUUAGAUAUUUCUGGUAGCUGCAAUCAUGGCUGAUGCUGCUGCUAGACAACUUCAAUAUGAAUAUAAAGCGAAUUCCAACCUUGUUUUACAAGCCGAUGUACGUUUGAUCGAGCGACCGAGACGUGAUGAGGCUACUGGUGAAGUGGUUUCACUUGUUGGUAAACUAGAUGGUACAAGAAUGGGAGAUCGAUAUCAAAGAACAAAACCUGAGAAAACGGAAGAACGGAAAGCCAAACGUCAGAAACGCGAUGAAGCGCAAUAUGACUUUGAUAGAAUGAAAGGGGCAACUUUGUUAUCUGAAGGUAUUGAUGAAAUGGUUGGAAUUGUUUACAGGCCAAAAACGCAAGAAACUAGGCAAACAUAUGAAGUUAUACUUAGUUUUAUUCAAGAGGCUUUGGGUGAUCAACCUAGGGAUAUUUUAUGUGGUGCCGCAGAUGAAAUUUUGGCUGUUUUAAAAAAUGAUAAAAUGAAAGACAGGGACAGAAAAAAAGAAAUAAAUAAUUUGCUUGGACAAGUUUCAGAGGAAAGAUUUGCUUUGCUAGUUAAUCUUGGGAAGAAAAUCACAGAUUUUGGUUCUGAAGCAAUUUCAGCUUUAAAUGUAGCGAAUGAGGAACAUAUUGAUGAAACCUACGGAAUAAAUGUGCAAUUUGAAGAAUCAGAGGAAGAAAGUGAUGAAGAUAUGUACGGUGAGAUUCGAGAUGAAGAUGGACAAGAAGAGGGAGAGGAAGCUCGAGUUGAUCAUACCUUGCAUGCUGAAAAUUUGAACACUGAAGAUGUUGGCAACACUAAGAAAGAAAGAGCAUUACAUCCUCUUGAUAUUGAUGCUUACUGGCUUCAAAGGUGUUUGAGUAAAUUCUACAAGGACGCUAUGAUAUCGCAAGGAAAAGCUGCGGAAGUAUUAAGUGUAUUGAAAGACGCUAAAGAUGAUCGUGAUUGUGAAAAUCAAUUGGUUUUAUUACUGGGAUAUGAUUGCUUUGAUUUCAUUAAGCAACUUAAAAAUAAUCGGCAAAUGAUAUUAUAUUGUACAAUGCUGGCAUCUGCUCAAACAGAUGGGGAAAGGCAAAAAAUUCGAGAUGCCAUGAAAAAUGACGGCUUCUUAUCUAAAAUUUUGCGACAAUUGGAUACUGGAAAAAGUGAAGAAGAUAUGUCAAGCGAUGUAUCAAAAUCAAAGAAAAGCAAACAAGAAAACUCAGAUGAUGUGCAGGGUUAUAUUGGUCAAAUUGCGGGACAACGAAAUUUGUUAGAAUUCGAAGAGUUAGUAUUUAAUCAAGGAGCGCAUUUCAUGGCUAACAAACGUUGUCAAUUGCCUGACGGAUCUUUCAGAAAACAACGAAAGGGUUACGAGGAAGUUCACGUUCCCGCUUUGAAACCUGUACCAUUUGAUGAGAAAGAGGAACUAGUUGCUAUUGAAAAACUACCGAAAUAUGUACAACCAGUUUUUGAUGGUUUUAAAACUUUGAAUCGGAUUCAAAGUCGUUUAUGCAAAUGUGCUUUGGAAUUAGAUGAAAAUAUUUUACUUUGCGCACCUACUGGUGCUGGCAAGACAAAUGUUGCUCUUUUGACUAUGAUGAGAGAAAUUGGGAAACAUAUUAACGACGAUGGUACAAUAAACGCCGAUGAAUUUAAAAUCAUUUACGUAGCUCCUAUGAAAUCUCUGGUACAAGAAAUGGUUGGUAACUUUGGAAGAAGAUUGGCUUGUUUCAAUUUAACAGUUUCUGAGUUGACUGGGGACCAUCAACUUACAAGAGAGCAGAUUGCUGCAACACAGGUGAUAGUUUGUACUCCAGAAAAGUGGGAUAUUAUCACAAGAAAAGGAGGUGAGAAAACAUUUACUUCUUUGGUCAGGUUAAUCAUUAUCGAUGAAAUCCAUUUACUUCAUGAUGAAAGGGGUCCUGUUUUAGAAGCUUUGGUUGCCCGCACAAUUCGCAGCAUAGAAACAAAUCAAGAAGAUGUAAGGCUUGUAGGUUUAUCAGCUACUCUUCCAAAUUACCAGGACGUUGCAUCGUUUCUCCGGGUGAAGCCAGAUAAGGGGCUGUUUUAUUUCGACAAUAGUUUUAGACCAGUUGCUUUGGAGCAACAAUAUAUCGGCGUGACAGAAAAAAAAGCAUUAAAGCGUUUUCAAGUUAUGAAUGAAAUUGUGUUCGAGAAAACAAUGGAACAUGCUGGCAAAAAUCAAGUAUUAGUUUUUGUUCAUUCUAGAAAGGAAACUGGAAAAACCGCUAGAGCAAUUCGUGAUUUGUGCCUAGAAAAGGACACAUUAGGAAGUUUCCUAAAAGAAGGAUCAGCAAGUAUGGAGGUUCUUAGAACAGAAGCGGAACAAGUUAAAAACUCCGAAUUGAAAGAACUUUUACCUUAUGGUUUCGCUAUUCAUCAUGCUGGUAUGACAAGAGUUGAUCGUACACUAGUUGAAGAUCUUUUUGCUGAUCGUCACAUACAAGUUCUUGUUUCUACAGCAACAUUAGCUUGGGGUGUAAAUUUACCAGCACAUACCGUCAUAAUAAAAGGUACACAGGUAUAUAAUCCUGAAAAAGGACGUUGGGUUGAACUAAGUGCUUUAGAUGUUUUACAAAUGCUUGGUAGAGCUGGACGUCCACAAUAUGACACGAAAGGUGAAGGUAUCCUUAUAACAAAUCAUAGCGAAUUGCAGUAUUACUUGUCAUUGUUGAACCAACAGUUACCAAUUGAAAGUCAAUUUGUAUCAAAAAUGGCAGAUAUGUUAAAUGCUGAAAUCGUCUUAGGCACCGUACAGAAUCUGAAAGAUGGUGUGGUUUGGCUAGGCUAUACUUAUUUGUAUAUAAGAAUGUUAAGACAACCAACUUUGUAUGGAAUAUCGUUUGAUAAAAUUAAGGCAGAUCCUUUACUUGAACAACACAGAGCCGAUUUAAUACAUACUGCUGCAUUACACCUCGAUCGCAGUGGUUUGGUAAAAUAUGAUAGAAAAAGUGGUCACUUCCAAGUAACAGAACUUGGUAGGAUUGCAUCCCACUAUUAUUGUACACAUGAAACUAUGAUGACAUAUAACCAGUUGUUAAAACCAACUUUAAGUGAAAUUGAGUUAUUCAGAGUAUUUUCCCUUUCAUCUGAGUUUAAACAUAUUACCGUGCGCGAAGAAGAAAAACUUGAACUGCAAAAAUUAAUGGAAAGAGUCCCAAUUCCAAUAAAGGAAUCAAUUGAAGAACCUAGUGCAAAAGUAAACGUGUUAUUGCAAGCUUAUAUUUCUCAAUUAAAACUUGAAGGAUUUGCUUUGAUGUCCGAUAUGAUUUUUGUAACACAAUCAGCAUCUAGAUUAUUGCGAGCAAUUUUUGAAAUUGUUCUUCAUCGAGGUUGGGCGCAGCUCUCAGAUAAAGCUUUAACUUUAUGCAAAAUGAUUGAUAGAAGAAUGUGGCAAUCGAUGACACCUUUAAGGCAAUUUAAAAAAAUGCCAGAAGAAAUAUGUAAAAAGCUUGAGAAAAAAAAUUUCCCUUGGGAACGUCUUUAUGAUUUGGAGCCCAAUGAAAUUGGAGAACUAGUCCGCAUUUCAAAAUUGGGUAAAACAAUCCACAAAUAUGUUCAUCAGUUUCCAAAAUUGGAAUUAUCAACCCACAUUCAACCGAUAACUCGAUCAACACUUAAAGUAGAAUUAACAAUAACUCCAGAUUUUCAAUGGGAUGAAAAAGUACAUGCUCAAUCCGAAGGAUUUUGGAUUCUCGUGGAAGAUGUUGAUUCAGAAGUGAUUUUGCAUCACGAAUUUUUCUUAUUGAAGGAAAAAUACGUUAAUGAAGAACAUUUGGUGAAAUUUUUCGUUCCAAUUUUCGAACCACUUCCGCCUCAAUACUUUUUACGAAUAGUUUCGGACAGGUGGAUUGGAGCUGAGACGCAAUUACCAGUUUCUUUCAGACAUCUUAUAUUGCCAGAAAAAAAUGUUCCCCCAACAGAGUUGUUAGAUCUUCAGCCAUUACCUAUUACGGCUUUACGUAAUCCAAAGUUUGAAGUGUUUUAUGAAGAUAAAUAUGUUCAAUUUAAUCCAAUUCAAACUCAGGUGUUUAAUGCAAUUUAUAAUAGUGACGAUAACGUUUUCGUUGCUGCUCCGACUGGAUCUGGAAAAAUGACUGUGGCAGAAUUUGCAAUAAUAAGAUUGUUUUCACAAAAUCAAGAUGGUCGUUGUGUUUACUUGGUGCCAAAAGAAACUUGUGUUGAAUACGUUUUUAGUGAAUGGUAUACUAAGUUUGGUAGUAUGAACAUAAAAGUUGUAAAGUUAACUGGUGAAACUGGCACGGAUUUGAAAUUGAUUGCAAAAGGGCAAAUCAUUAUAACUACAGCUGAAAAGUGGGAUAUUUUAUCGAGACGUUGGAAACAACGUAAAAAUGUGCAAAACAUUCAACUCUUUAUCGUUGAUGAAUUACAAUUGAUAGGUGGCGAAGAGGGACCUGUUUUGGAGAUAGUUUGCUCCAGAAUGCGUUAUAUAUCGUCGCAAAUCGAAAAACAAAUUCGUAUAGUAGCGCUUUCUUAUUCUUUAGCAGAUGCAAGAGAUGUGGCUCAAUGGUUGGGCUGUAAUGCGAAUUCUACAUUUAAUUUUCAUCCAAGUGUUAGACCGAUUCCAUUAGAAUUACAUGUUCAAGGAUUUAAUAUAACACAUAACGCUUCUAGAGUAGCGUCAAUGUCAAAACCAGUUUAUAACGCUAUAAUUAAAUAUAGUCCACAUAAACCCGUUAUAAUUUUUGUUUCUUCAAGAAAGCAAGCUCGAAUAACAGCGGUUGAUAUACUAACAUAUUGCGCUUCAGAAUUAAUGCCUAAUCGAUUUUUCCAUGCUGAAGAAGAGGAUAUUAAACCAUUUUUAGAUCGAAUGACUGAUAAAACAUUAAAAGAAACAUUAUCCCAGGGCGUUGCUUAUAUUCAUGAAGGAUUAACAUCAUCUGAUCAUCGUUUAGUUGAACAGCUAUUUGAUUCUGGAGCAGUUCAAAUAGCUGUAGCAACACGUGAUUUAUGUUGGGGUUUAAAUAUUUCAGCACAUUUAGUUGUAAUAAUGGAUACACAAUAUUAUAAUGGAAAAAAUCAUUCAUAUGAAGAUUAUCCUAUCACAGAUGUUUUGCAAAUGAUCGGUAGAGCUAAUCGACCGAUAGAAGAUGUCGAUGCUAAAUGUGUAUUGAUGUGUCAAACAUCUAAGAAAGAUUUCUUCAAAAAAUUUUUAAGUGAACCGUUGCCUAUUGAGAGUCAUUUAGAUCAUAAAUUACAUGAUCACUUCAAUGCUGAAAUUGUAACAAAAACAAUAGAAAAUAAACAAGAUGCUGUGGAUUACUUAACAUGGACUUUCUUAUAUCGUAGACUUACACAAAACCCGAAUUACUAUAAUCUGCAAGGUGUCACACACAGGCAUCUUUCUGAUCAUCUUUCUGAAUUAGUUGAAAAUACAUUAGCAGAUCUUGAACAAUCUAAAUGCAUAAGUAUUGAAGAUGAUAUGGAUACGUUACCAUUAAAUCUUGGAAUGAUUGCUGCAUAUUAUUAUAUCAAUUAUACGACAAUAGAACUCUUCAGUUUGUCAUUAAGUAAUAAGACUAAAAUUAAAGGGCUUCUUGAAAUAAUAUCAUCAGCUGCUGAAUAUGAGGAUAUUGUAGUUCGACAUCAUGAAGAAAAUAUUUUACGUAGUUUAGCUCAAAGAUUACCAAAUAAAAUUACCGGCCCUAAUGAUACUGCACCAAAAUAUAAUGAUCCACAUAUUAAAACAAAUUUGUUAUUACAAGCGCAUUUAUCUAGAUUACAGCUUGGACCAGAACUUCAGGGUGAUACGGAAAUAAUUUUGGGAAGAGCUAUUCGAUUAAUUCAGGCUUGUGUAGAUGUUUUAAGUUCUAAUGGUUGGCUUUCUCCGGCUGUUGCUGCUAUGGAAUUGGCACAAAUGGUUACACAAGCAAUGUGGAGUAAAGAUUCUUAUUUAAAACAGUUACCACAUUUCACAUCUGAAAUCAUUAAAAGAUGCACAGAACGGCGUAUUGAAACCGUUUUUGAUAUCAUGGAACUUGAAGAUGAUAAUAGAAUUCGUUUACUGCAAUUAUCAGAUAACCAAAUGGCAGACGUUGCACGUUUUUGUAAUCGUUAUCCUAAUAUUGAAAUGAGUUUUGAAGUUUUAGAUAAAGAGCGAGUAAAUUCCGGAUCAACAGUAAAUAUUUUGGUACAAUUAGAACGUGAAGAUGAGGUUACUGGUCCAGUUAUUGCACCAUUUUUCCCACAGAAAAGGGAAGAGGGCUGGUGGGUUGUUAUUGGAGAUCCAAAAACAAAUUCUUUACUAUCAAUUAAACGUUUAACACUACAACAAAAAGCUAGAGUUAAAUUAGAUUUUGUUGCACCGAGUCCAGGUCGUCAUGAAUACACAUUGUAUUUUAUGAGUGAUUCAUAUCUGGGUUGCGAUCAAGAAUACAAAUUUGAAAUCGACGUUGGAGAUUUUCAAUCUGAUAGUGGAAGUGAAUCAGAUUAAAAAUUUAAUUUUUAAGAUUUAUUGGUGUAUUAAAAGAGCUUUGGUAAUAAAAUAUUAAGAAAAUUAUUGUAUA